This is a messenger RNA of Corythoichthys intestinalis (scribbled pipefish), 2412 nucleotides long. Its product is annotated as zinc finger protein aebp2-like. The record is from RefSeq and is a predicted model, not a curated record. Gene Ontology annotation, biological process: regulation of transcription by RNA polymerase II. The transcript is spliced from 8 exons. The coding region runs from base 250 to 1575 and encodes 441 amino acids. Gene Ontology annotation, cellular component: ESC/E(Z) complex. Lineage: Eukaryota; Metazoa; Chordata; Actinopteri; Syngnathiformes; Syngnathidae.
AUGAAGCUAAUGUUGCAAAUACGAUACGAUUUUAUAUUCUCGUUUCGUAAUUGAAUAUUACUAAUGACUUGAUGUUUUUCUAUUCAAGCGUCAUUUAAAUUACCGAGUGAACACGAUUUGUUUUAAACGAUCUUCGGCAGUGUGACGUCACUACAAACGCCUGCUGUGUUCUACGCUUGAAUUGAAGACAAGCAGCAAAGCAACUUUUUAACUGGAAUACACAAAACUAAAUAUUCCCAGAGGCCAAAUAUGGCUCAGUUAAGAAGUAAGGGAGCGGAAGGAGAUUCUCAACCGACGUUAGCGCGUCAUGACAACGGGGAAACCAUUAAUGCCGGCUAUGAGGGACAGGCCGACUCCAAACAGGAACCGGAUAACAAUAACGAGACUGGGGUAGUAAUGGACGUUAACACUAGUCGUGGUGCGUUUGGGGGAAACUCUUUGCUUGUCGACGACGCCGUCCCGGGUGAAGGAAGAGACUAUCCGAGCGGCAAACUAUUCGAACCGGGCAAGAGUCCGGCGCAGGGGAGUCUGGCGAGUAGCACCGAGUCCGCCCAAGAGGGCUCUCGGGUGCUGAAGCAAGAACAAAGAGAAGGAGGAAACGGGUCCCCCUUGCAGCCAGCCGAGCACACAAAGGCCGCGGAGAAACACGAGCGCGGUGGUAAAAGACGAGCCAGCCUUGAAGUGGCCUCUUCGGACGGUGAGCCGCUCAGUCGGAUGGAUUCGGAGGACAGUAUCAGUAGCACCUUAAUGGACAUGGAGAGCAUCGCGUCAAGUGGCCGCUCCACGCCAGCGAUGUUCAACAACGGCGGCUCGACGGUCACUGGCAACGGUUCGAUGCCGACGAACGGCAAAUCUUUAAGCUACACUUGCUGUUGGGAUCACUGCCAAGCGCAGUUUUCCUCCAGCCCCGAUUUGGCCGAUCACAUCCGAGCCACACAUGUGGACGGACAAAGAGGAGGAGUUUUUGUGUGUCUAUGGAAGGGCUGUAAAGUUUACAACACGCCGUCCACCAGUCAGAGCUGGCUGCAGAGACACAUGCUGACUCAUAGCGGAGACAAACCAUUCAAGUGCGUGGUUGGAGGUUGCCACGCCACGUUCGCCUCCCAGGGUGGGCUCGCCCGACACGUCCCCACUCAUUUCAGCUCCCAGAGUUCGUCCAAAAUGUCCAAUCAAAGCAAAAUGAAGGAGGACUCUCCGUCCAAGGCUGGUCUCAACAAGAGGAGAAAGCUCAAGAACAAGCAUAGACGCUCACUACCUCGACCUCAUGAUUUCUUUGACGCCCAAACUAUGGACGCCAUCCGCCAUCGGGCUAUUUGCCUCAACUUGGCGACGCAUAUAGAAAGCCUCGGCAAUGGUCACAGCGUCGUGUUCCACAGCACGGUCAUCGCAAGGAGGAAAGAAGAAUCCGGCAAGGUGAAAGUUCUUCUGCACUGGACUCCAGAAGACAUAUUGCCCGACGUUUGGGUGAAUGAGAGCGACAGACUUCAGCAAAAGACCAAAGUCGUGCAUCUGUCCAAGCUUCCGACGGACACAGCAGUUCUCUUGGAUCCUAAUAUUUGCAGGAUGUUCUUCUGAGGAUUUCCCCUCAUCCGGAAGUGCUUUGUUUUCAGAGUUUAGGAAUAUAUUUCUAUAGUAUUUUGAUAUUUAGAGAUAUUACAACUAGGAAGUAGUGAGAAGCUUUGUAAAUAUUUGAGAUUUGUAAUAUAUUUUUUUUACUGUAGAUGUAACUUUUUUUAAAUGUUGGAUGCUUUUAGAAGGGAAUUAUUAGAUUUUUAGCAUUUUUUUGGGUGUGAUUUUUACUGUAAUUGGCGCUGUAUUUCCAUUUCAUUGAUGCGAAAUGUGAUGGGCUGCUAACGUACCGUAAUUUCACAGGUUUUUGUGCAGAAAUCUUUGAAGAUUUUCGGUAUAUCAUCCCUUUUUAAUCUGAUACAAUCAAAACAACUGCUGUAUUGUUCUGGUGCUAAUUUGUUUUGUACAUAAAGUUCUUAUUUUCCCUUGUUUACACAAGUAGAAACAAUAAAAGUUGGUAUUUUUAUCAUAAAGCAAUGUGAACGUCCAUAAAACAUGUUUUCAUCAACUUUUCGGCGUUAGCAACAAGUGUUUGACGUUGAAAAUUAACGAGUUUUGAUUGUUUUCCAAUGUGCGUGCAAUUCCCAGUUGGGAUUUUUGCCCCAGCCAAGAUGGCCGCCGCAGAGCUACGUCGUGAACACUGAGAAGGAUCUGACUGCAGCCAACAGGCGCUACAAAUCGUAACCUUUACUAUGUUUGGAAGUUAUUUAAUAUUGUGAAUCGUUAAAGUUGUUAAAGCUGCUUCAGCAUUUAAAGCUAGAUUUAAGUAUUUUCCACAGCUAGUAAGUAAAAGAUUUAAUCUUCCACGUUUUCACUACACUAACGACUUUUUUUCCUCGCUCC